This is a messenger RNA of Pectinophora gossypiella (pink bollworm), 640 nucleotides long. RefSeq lists its product as uncharacterized. The record is from RefSeq and is a predicted model, not a curated record. Bases 22 to 510 code for a protein of 162 amino acids. The transcript is spliced from 2 exons. Lineage: Eukaryota; Metazoa; Arthropoda; Insecta; Lepidoptera; Gelechiidae.
GAUCAAAUGCUUUCUUGCUAAAUGGAGGUGUUGAUGGUGCUGGUGUUGGUGCCGCUGGUGUCGGGGCGAAUGUUCUGCGACCGCAGCAAGGUGCCCGUGGAGCUGGGCGAGUGGAAGCGCGAAUACGCGCGCAUGGAUACUGCCACCAUCGAGAAUCCGCCCGUCUCCGUCAAGGAAGGCCAGAUAUACAUUUACGAGAACUACUUCCCCAACCGCACCAUCAAGUAUAUCCACGUGGACAACCUGGCGAUACGUUCGUGCGGCGCAAGCGCCACUAUUAAGGCGGGCGGUGUGAACACGCCGGGGGUGCUCAUCGUGCUGCACUCGGGGCCCUACCAGGAGAUCCGCACGGUGAUCGACAUCUGGGGCACGCGCGCGCUGGAUCCCACCCGCGCACGCCCCAACUUCACCCCCAACGAGCUCAAGAACCUCAAGAGCACCUACCUCUACAAGGGCAACCGCGCCGUCAACCACAACAUCCACAACGAAACCUACGGCCAAGGGGGAUAACAUACUUUACCAUUUUUUACGUUUUUUUACCUAUAUGCUAUUUUUAUGUUAAAGUCCGCCAAAAAUAGCCUGAAUAGAAUGACAGCUGUAAGAACAAUACAUGCCCUCUAGCUCUUGAACUAGGCUGCAU